AUUUUUAGUAGAUAUUGUUUUUUUUCCGGGCGAAAAAGGCUUAAAAAUGGAUGAUUUUUUGGCAAAAGUCUCUAUUGCAGCGGCAACCUUUGCAAUACGUAGCGGAGUAAGUAUUGCAGGUGGUAUUGCGCUUCGCCAGGUUUCUAGGUACAUUAAGGACAUGCCAUCUCAGUCCCAGCGUCAGAUGUUAGAUUCAUUAAAAAAGCAGCUUGAACAAAAGAUACGGAUUGUUACGCCGGCGAUUGAUUUGAUAGAGAUUAUAUCAGCUAGAGGAAAUACAAGUCUUGGGAGUACGGUUCAUCUAACGAACUCACUUCGUAGAGAUAUAAAUGCAUUUGCAAAACGUGUGAGUGAUGCGGCAGAUGAGCAAGAAAUCUCAAAACAUAUUAAUAAGAAUAAUAUGGGAGUUAUUAUGGCAGAUAUGAAAAACCUUUUAUCAAGGAUUGAGGAUGCGGUUCCUCUUAUAUCUCUUGCGUUGACAACAUCAGGAGCAAAUAUAUCAUCAUCAUUGCCAAAUACAGUUUCACCAUCUCGACUGUUACAGGCAUCAUCAUUCCUUAUAUCAGCAGAUUCAUUAUUUUGUAAGACGCCGACACUUAAGUUUCAACAGGUUGGACCUGUUUUUGUAUUGAAACUUUAUACAAUAUUCUCAGGAAGUGCUAGAAUAGCACAUAUGAUCUCAACAAGUGAUAUAACAUGGAAAGAGGAGCAUGCUAAAUGUUUAGUAUCAAUUAUUAGGGUAGAUUUAAAUGAUUCAAUGGAAUCAAAGGGAGAUCUGGCUCGUAAGAGGGUAAAUGAAUAUGCAUAUGAAUUACAAGUGAUUGAAGACUUAAAUGAUGGAAGAUAUCAUGAGGAAAUAGAGAAAAAAAGUAUGAAAAAAAGCAAGAAUGGGCACAUACAUGGUUCUAGAAGGAAUAUACCGAUUCAUUUGAUUUCAAGGCUUUUUUUUAGUGCAUCAGGAAGACUUCUUAAUAUUGAAGAAGCAAAAACACCUGUUCUUGUUCUAAAACUCAACCAUGCACUCUCACCUCCAAGAAAAUUAUUAGAAUCAAUUAGGGAUGAUGAUACAGAAGAUUCUGAAACUCAAGAAAAUGUUGAUGAAGAAUCAUUUUAUGAUAAAAUUAAUGAUCCAGAAAAUAUAGAAUGGAUUGCAUUUGAAAUUUGGAAUGAUGAUAUGGAUGAUGAAGAGGAAAGUCAAGAUAAUACAAGCAGUAAUACAAGUGAUGUCAGUGAAAGCUCAAGUGAUAAUGAUAAUUGUGAUAAUAUAUAUGAAAAUGUAAAUAAUGGAGACAAUUGCAAUAAUGAUAAGGGAUAUUUAAAGAAUAUGUCAUCUUCUGAUAAUCAGAAAGCAUCUAAAGAAAUUACGAAUGAUGGAAAUAAGGUUUUAAAGUCAGAAAAGCAAGUAGAUGAAUUUUCAGCAGCAUUGAAAGCAUUAGACAUUAAUGUUGAAACUACAGAUGAAAUUUUAGAGCUACAAAAAGGCUCCAAUACCAAUUUAGAAACAUUGUCACUUCUUGAAUAUAUCAUUAGAUUGACGGCAUUGCAAACAUCUGAACAAACAUCUUUACUUUCUGUUACUGAUGAAAGAAUAUCCUUAUUUUUGAGAGAUGAUAGUCAUAAUUCUCGAACAAGAGAACGAACAGGAGCUUUAGAAUAUGGAGAGACACCUCGCAGUUCACCUUCAUCAAUAAAACUUGAGAAAGAUAGUAUAAAAUCUCAAGAAAAUCGUAGAAUUAGAAAAGAUUUACUUCUUAACAGUCGCAAUUCCCCAAGAAGUCCUCUUUCAUUAGGCUAGACUUAAGAACUAUAAUGCUUAAGAUGUUUUAAACAAAUCAGAGC
Pneumocystis carinii B80 is the source of this 1839-nucleotide messenger RNA. RefSeq lists its product as hypothetical. Gene Ontology annotation, cellular component: nucleus; cytoplasm. Gene Ontology annotation, molecular function: GTPase regulator activity. The transcript is spliced from 5 exons. The record is from RefSeq and is a predicted model, not a curated record. NCBI's taxonomy places the organism in Eukaryota, Fungi, Ascomycota, Pneumocystomycetes, Pneumocystales, Pneumocystaceae. The coding region runs from base 47 to 1795 and encodes 582 amino acids.